This is a messenger RNA of Closterium sp. NIES-65, 2436 nucleotides long. NCBI's taxonomy places the organism in Eukaryota, Viridiplantae, Streptophyta, Zygnematophyceae, Desmidiales, Closteriaceae. The record is from the annotation of a GenBank genome assembly.
AUGACCCCUCCUUGUCAUGACCCCUCCUCUUUCUCUCCUCCCUCUAUCCGUCUGCAGAACAAUCUGGCCAACAACGCUCUUGACUCGAGUUUACCCCCAGAAAUCACUACUGCUGCCAAGCUGCAAUCCGUCUUCCUAUCCGGCAACCAGCUCAGCGGUCCCCUGCCAGACCUCUCAUCGCUGCCCAGCAUCGUGUCGCUCUCCCUCUUUGACAACUCCCUCUCCUCCCUGCCGCCCGCCCUGCUUGCCAAGAGCAGCAACAUCACGCUGCAGCUUUUUAACAACGAUCUGUGCAAGCCAUUCAAGCCAGACUACACGCAAGUCUGCUCCCCUCCGACGCCCCUCACCCAAUACACCGCCCCUGCUUUCUGUGACGGCCUCGCCUGCGAGAACGACCUCUACAGCCCUAGCGCACCGCUCUAUAACGAGUCGCUCUCCUGCGUGUGCGUGUCCCCGUUAAGAGCCGACCUGGAGCUGUUUAUAUCGGAUUUCGUGGUGUACCAUGAGGCGCUGGUGGCGCAGUUAGAGCAGCGGAUCUUCUCGGAGCUCGCCAGCAAGUCGCAGAUCAACAUCAGCAGGCCACAGCUCCUCAUCUCGGCCAUCAGCAGCCCCGCCUCUCUCUACUCCCUCGCCUCCACCUUCGCCUCGGACCACGCCGAUCACGAGUCAACGCUCAUCAUCACCCUCCUCUUCUUCCCUCCGGGCGGCGACGACAGCUGGUACCCGCGAGACACACCGCAGGCCAUCCGCAACGCGCUCACCUCGAGGGACCUUGCUGUGCGCGUUGCUCUCGGCAACUUUGGGCUGUUUCGAGUUGCGGGCUUCUACGGCCCCGCGCCCUACAACUCCCCAUCACAGCAGCAGCCCUCGUCUGGGCUGAGCACGGGCGCCAUCGUGGCCAUCUCAGUGUGCUGCGCUGCUGUUGCCAUCGCCCUCAUUGUGGCUCUGCUCAUGCGCCCCUGGGAGAAGCGAAGGUGGAACCGUGCAGACUACGAGGCAUUGGAGGGAAUCACCCUGCAGCACGCCCGCCGCUAUUCGCUGCGACAGCUGGCGGAGGCAACCAACGGCUUUGAUGACUCGCUUGUGCUGGGCACGGGCGGUUACGGCAAGGUGUACCAUGGCAUUCUCAACGGCGAGUCGGUGGCGAUAAAGAAAGCAACGGAGAAGCAUCGGCAUGCAGGAGUGGAUUUCAAGAACGAGAUCGAGAUGCUGACGGCGGUGUCGCACGGCAACCUGGUGAAGCUCACCGGCUUCUGUGUGGAGAAGGACGAGCAGCUGCUGGUGUUCGAAUUCAUGGAGGGGGGGGCUCUGGACGCCUGGAUCAAAGGUAAGACAGGGCGCGUUCUAUCGUGGAAGGAGAGAAUGCGGAUUGCACUUGAUGCGGCGAGUGCGCUUCACUACUUGCACAAAGAGAUGAGACCCAGCAUCGUCCACCGCGAUAUCAAGCCCGCCAACAUUCUGCUGACAGCAUCUCUGGAAGCCAAGGUGGCGGACUUUGGCAUUUCCAAGUCGCUGCCAGAAAGGGGCGAGCUGGUGCAGGAGGAGAUCAUCGGCAGCAAGGGCUACAUCGACCCACACUUUGCGGUGUCGGAGGUGCUGACGGAGCGCAGUGACGUGUUCAGCUUCGGGGUGGUGCUGCUGCAGCUGGCCACAGGGCAGCCGCCCGUCAUUCAGGGAGUGCCGCUCAGCCAGGUCGUGCUGCACCUCGCCUUCGGCCAAGACGGCCUGCCCGCCGCCAUCGAUCCCAAACUCUCUGACCUUCUCCAGGCUACUGCAGCUGCUACUGCAGCUGCUGCUGCUGCUGCUGCUGCUGCUGCUGCUGCUACUGCUGCUGCUGCUGCUGCUGCUGCGUCGAACGGUGCUUCUUUUCACAGUGCUUCUGCUGCUGCCGUUGCUGUUGUUUCUUCUGCGGCAGGAGGGGAAGUGAGUGCAGGGGAGAUGGUGGAGGGGUUGGAGGAGACGUUCGGCACGUUCCUGCGGGUGGCGCUGUGGUGCACGGCAGAGCACCCCUCGCUUCGUCCCGACAUGGAGCAGGUCGUAUCUGCGCUGCGCAGCAUCAGGGACCAUCUCCGGGCGCUACCUGGGGGAGGCACUCCUGUGGGCCCCGUAAGGGCAGUCCCAAGUGGCACCAGCGGUUAUGGUGCUGCUGAUGUGUCGCUUGCCAGUCGUGCCAGCGGUUACGGUUCUGCUGCCCUGUCAUUUGCUAGUCGUACCAGCAGUGCAGUAGCAGGAACAUAUUCCUCUGCCGCCCGGUCACCUGAGAGUGGAGUCACAGGAGGGGUUGCCAGCUUGUCAACCCUCUGGAGCCACUUGCCUGUUUCAACUAGUCAACCGGGGUCAAACUGGUCAAACUUUAAGGUGGAGCAGGGAGGGAUGGGUGGGUAUGAUGACACUGGCACGCACCGUCAGACGCUCACAGGCCCCUAUGCCCGGUAG